AUGGCGGACUACGGGGUAAAAACCAUGCAAAGAUUUGCCCCUUUAAAACCAAGUGCUACUCCCGUAAUAAUAAUCUAUACGGUUUCUAAACGUAGUGACAUAGUUCUGCUGUCAAAUUGCAGUCAUUUUCUUUAUAUUGUAGUGGACGAUAGCGUAGCACACACUUUUCGUUUUCCCAGUCUGGUGACCACUGUUCGUAUUCAGGAACGUAACGCUGCUGGAAAAACACAGAUAUUAGUUGGGACAGUGGAUGGCCAUAUUUUUGCGGUCUUCUUACCAGAAGAUCUGACCAAAAGCAGCAGGUUAAAGACAUUUGCUGAUCCUACUCCAGAUGUUACUAGUGAGAUGGCAAAACAAAAGAAAUGUGGUGAUUGUGAUAUCUUUGGAGAACUACUUGCUGGUGUAAAUAUUGAUGUUACAGAAACAGUGAAUAAACAAUCAGUCAGAGCUAAUAAAUGUAUAACAUUUGUUGAUGUGGAAAGUGCAGUCCUAUAUGAACCAAAGUUAAGAACAUUUAUUACCAUUGAAGAAAAUAUUGUGUGUUGCAGAGCACUGGAGCAAGGCUAUUUGUUGUCUGUGUUUUGUCCUACUUCACAGCAAAAUGAUCUUGGUAAGAUGGUGUAUGCACCACUUCCAGUAUUCAAAGGGAUAAUAACAGUUGAAUCAGAAUCACAAAAUACAUGCAGUUGUUUGUGGAAUUAUGUUCCUCAGCUGUGUUGUGUUCAAGCCAAUGGCAAUGUUUCAUGUCUGUCAUCAUGUCUUACCAUAAAACGGUCUUUAUUUAGCAAACUUUUUCACUGUGAUGCAUCUCUUUUGGACACCCCAGUCAUUAUCUUUGGUUGUGAAGAUGGGCAAGUGUUAUUUUGGCCUGUGAACAGUUUUGCUCUUACAAAUGCAAACUCUGAGGCUAAUGUCAGUGAACAUCAAUUUUCACCUCAGCUGAUAUACCAUAUGGAACAAAGAGUGAUAGCGAUAUAUGCAGCAAGGCUUCAUUAUCCAGAGGAUUCAUCAACAUGUCCAUCAACUGCAAAUGAAACAGAAGUGAGGAAUUGCAAACACAAGCAAGAAUCUGAUGACUGCUGCAAUGCCUUAGUUUUUGUUGGAGGUUGUGACAAGAUUAUAAUUGUAUCUGAUGAAGAACAUCUGUCAGAGAAGUCAGAAGAAGUAAAGAAAAUUAAUUUUACAUGGCACACAAUUGUUGGCCCUGUUCUAUGUUCCUGCUUGAGCAGCAGCCAUGACACACUGGUACAUUCAACAGGUAACGAAAUCUUUGUCACUAAGUUGAGCCUCAACUGUGAGAUGAAUGCAGCAAGGUCAGCAGCAAUGUUAUCCUCAAGCAAGCUGACUGUACAGGUACCAAAUGUGUCUGUGCUUUGUUGUGUAAAUAAGAAAAGGAAGGGAAAUGGCACAAAGAGGCAGGUGUAUGCUCUUACUGUCACAGGAAAACUUGUUUUGCUUCUGUUGCCAGAAUUGCAAGAUGGAGAACAACUUAUUGGGUCUAAUGUCUCACCACAAAUGGCUGGUGAAAAAGUGAAGAGUUACUUAAAAGAGAUUGAAACUCAGACUGCAGAGCUGGUAAGAAUUAAUGAAAGCAGAGAAAGUUCAAACAGUACUUUGAAGGAGCUUAAUAAAAUUAUCCACAUUGUUAGUCAGGUUACCAAGAAGGCAGGAGACACUAUGUUCCCUUUAUUGUGUUGUUUUACACCUGGUGUUGUGUGCCAGAGCUCUUGUGGGCAUACUUCAUUGUCACUGCACUGCAAAGUUAUUAACCAGGGCAAUCUAGUGUUGUCACCUUCCUGGUCACUAAUGGUUCGCAUACAAGGAAAGGAACCUUGGCAGAGUUGUACCUAUCCAGCAGCUUGUUUUAUGGGCCAAUCAAUGCCACUGAGAACCACUCAUCCAGGGGAAGUCACAGAGAUGAACAUUCCUCUUAACAAGUCUUUCCCUUCAUCAGGUCACAUUAUUGUAGAAGGGUACCUGUAUUGUGAUUUGAAUUCCUUGCUUGCUGAUCUCAGAAAUGGAACAGAUCCAACGCAUUUCUUUCAGAUACCAACUAAGAACAUUGUGAUACCAGUUGGAAAGAAAGUUUUUGACAUCCUUCAUUUGAUGCAAAUGACUCAAUCAGGGCCACAAGCUCAAACAAACUGCACCAUUUUAGAUUCAAAUGAAGAGGUUUUUCAAACUAUAGAGAGACUUAAUUCAACAAUCAGCAAUGUAGUAAGUAGAAGUAUAUUUGGCCAGGAUACAGAAGAGAUUGCAGAGGAACCCACAGAAAUUAGAAACUACUCAGCAGCUUUCAUUGUUUCUCAAGAUGCCAUAAAUUUCAUGACCACAACAAUUAAAAAUGACCUUGCUCUGAAGGAAACUCUUCAAACAGAAUCUCUUUCGCCGCAAGCUACAUUCUUUCACUUCAUCUUCAUGGACUCAAGCAUUGCUCACCAACAAAUUGAUGUGGAAUGUUCUCACAUAAAUCUGCUGAGUGUGAAUGGUGGUCAUGCAUCCAUACACAUUAAACCUGUAAGUGGAAUGGAAAAAUCCACCAAUGGUUCUCCUUUUGAAGUUGAAUUACACUGUACACAUGUGCGCUUGCUGUGUCAUCUUCAUGGAGCCAUAUUAACAAGAUUGAAGCCUGUUAUCACACAUAGGACCAGUAGGAGUCAAAUGCAAGAAUAUGAUGUACAGAAACAGUUGAAAAAACUACAGGAUUUCCACCAAUGUGUCAUUUUGUUGGAAGAUGAGAUGUCAAUGGGGACAGAUAAAUGGGAAACAAUCAUCAUCAAGCGGAAAGUAUGGGCUCUGUAUGAGAAAAUGAGAGGAGUCGUGCUCAUGAUAUGACAUUUAUUAGAGAUAGAAUUAAAAGAGAAAGCUUCAGGUGUAUUUUCUAAAAUUCAGUUCAUGUGGAAACAUUUUAGAAUCGUUGUUGAAAAAAUUCGUAAGAUGAUUUGCACAGUUACAUCUCAACGACAAGCUGUAAACACCUGAUGCGUACAGAAGGACUUAAACAAAUCAAACUUGGGAUCGUUUAAUGCGGCCAUUUUUUUACCUUGACUUUCCGUUUUUAUAUUGUAAUAACAUUACAUGUUUAACGGUUUGGGUUUUUUUUCUCACCUAACAUUGUUUGAUUAGUUGAAGUACCGGUGUUAUUACGAGUGCAGUACUGCACAAAGGUCCUAAUUGAAAGAGGAUAAUUUGGUUUUAUGAACUGUGUUGAUAAUGUGAGUUGGCCAAAGUGAAGAGAUUCAAAUGCUGACGUUUGAAGCGUUGGCCAUUCGUCAGAAAAAAUCCAAAUUCUUCGCUCUGACGAAGGGCUUACGUUCGAAACGUCAGCUUUAAAAUCCCGUUACUGUUGCCAAUUUACUUAUCCAACAUACAUAUAUAAAGACCCAAUCCAGCUCUGAAUCCUUUAAGUAAAAUUUGGAAAUUAGACGUGUUUUAUACCACUUUCAGAACUUGUUUGGUUUUUAUUCUUAUAAAUGCGUUCCUAUUUGUGGUUUGUCAUAAUUACUCGUUCGGUAGGUUCAGACAAAGGAAAAGAAAUUAAAUCAGUGUGUGAGGUUUGUCUUUGCUGAACUCCUAGCCGUGCAUUCAAGAUGAUACGUGGGUCUAAUUAUUCUUAUAGCAUUGACUUGCAUAACUGAGAAAUGAAGCUCUACUAUUUGCCUUGAGUUGUCGUGACUGAAAUUAAUAGAAUGACCCCUUUUUGCAAUGCAGCUUCCUGUACUGUAAAUAAAGACAUACGAGGAAGAACUACAGUGUCUCCUUAAACUUUAGAGAAACGGAUUUAGAAAUUUGCAGAGGUUUUAAAUUCCCGUUGAGUCUAGGAUGAGUAGAGAUGACAUCUAAUUAUAAAUUUUAAAAAGUGUUUCAACAUUAACAUAAAUGUUCUUUGCCAUUUUCUUGAAAUGUCACUUGCAUUUCGCUUUGCGUGCGAAACACGCACGAACAAUAAAAAAGUGUUUUUUGUGUUCUUUACUUGGUUUGAUGUGUGUUUGCGAUUUUUUUCUCCUGUUCUUUCUUUGUCCUAAC
Pocillopora verrucosa is the source of this 4026-nucleotide messenger RNA. Its product is annotated as Fanconi anemia core complex-associated protein 100. The record is from RefSeq and is a predicted model, not a curated record. Lineage: Eukaryota; Metazoa; Cnidaria; Anthozoa; Scleractinia; Pocilloporidae. Gene Ontology annotation, cellular component: Fanconi anaemia nuclear complex; nucleoplasm. Gene Ontology annotation, biological process: interstrand cross-link repair.